Messenger RNA from Gamsiella multidivaricata, 1133 nucleotides. RefSeq names its product DNA-binding protein. NCBI's taxonomy places the organism in Eukaryota, Fungi, Mortierellomycota, Mortierellomycetes, Mortierellales, Mortierellaceae. Gene Ontology annotation, biological process: meiotic recombination checkpoint signaling; synaptonemal complex assembly. Bases 190 to 936 code for a protein of 248 amino acids. The record is from RefSeq and is a predicted model, not a curated record. The transcript has 2 exons. Gene Ontology annotation, cellular component: nucleus.
UUCUCUCCUCUCUAAACUAUUGCGCUCGCGACCAUGCCCACACAACUCUUUCAGGUAUGAGUCGGCAUCUGGAGCAGGUCCCUUUCCACAUUCGCGAUUAUUCAGCUCAACUGGAUACGAAGGGCUGCAUCUGGCGGUCGACUCAUCUUCUCUUUCAACCUCUUUUCACUUGUGCCACCAAACUACUUCAUGCACCAGCAGGCGCCCAGGUCUACCGCGGAUACCAGGACCCUUACCCAACUUCAGUCCCUUGCCAUCACCAAAAAGCUCCUCCGCACGUCGCUUGGCUGCAUUGCCUAUCUUCGGAACCUCUUCCCAGAAGAUAACUUCAAGGACGACCGCGAAGGUGAUGUCAGGAUCAAGUUACUGCAACAGGGUCGCUCGAUCGAGGCUGAUACGCUUAUCAGCUGGUUGGAAGGUGGGAUCUUUGACGCGCUUACGAGACAGUACCUCAAGACUGUCGUACUCGGAAUUGGGCUAGAUCCUGGUAACCCACAGGAGGUAGUUGAAAAAUAUACGUUCCAUUUAGGGUACCAUGAUGGGCACGCGUCACUCCGACACGUUGAUACACAGAGGAUAGAUGGUGGCAACAGUAAAGCCGUGAUGAAAGUCGAUGCCAGCAGAUAUAUUGAUCCGAUCGAAGGUGAGAGGGAUUGGACACAGCAGCGGCAGCAUAAGGUUAUGAACGUAGGGGAUGUCAAGAAAAGCGUGGAACAGAUGGUUCGACGUCUGAUCUUGUUCACCCAAACCAUGCAGGCACUUCCCGGCACCAAGUCGAUUACAGCAAGGCUUUAUUACUGGGACGAUGUAACGCCUGAGGACUAUCAGCCAAGUUUCUUCGCGCCAACCUCGAACGAGUCCGAGGACCAUCUACGUCUUGAAUCCGAGUCCACAGCCGUCUCCAUGGGCACUCUCAGGACCCCAUGCCACACGUAAGCCUUCAGACCAUAGUUCUGGACCAAAAACUUGACGAUCCCAUCCACUGAUUGAUGCCCGUUAUGCAGCCUUGACAUGCAAGUCGAAGCUGUGGAUAGGGAUCUGAGGACGGGUGAUGUAGAAGGCGACACUCAUAUCUGGAUCCCAGACUCAAGUCCAGUCCCUGCUUCCUCGCAGGCUGGCAUGGAUGAUGUGCU